ACCUUGAGUUUCUAUUCUAUUCGUUUUAGUCGUAACCCAUUUACAUAGAGCGUUAGAAGUGUUUAUAAUAGUUGAUUUUUACUGAUUUUGCUAUCGACUUUACGAUUUUUGCAAUAUUUUAUUGAAUUGUGCGAUUGUGUAUUGCGGAAUGAGUGUUAGAAGUGCUAAGUAUAGCUGCAAGGUCAUGGAGUUACCGUCUAGACGCGGAGCUAACCGCACCAACAGUGGAGAAUGUCCGCGUGGUGGUGCGUGUGCGCCCCAUGGACGCGCGGGAGAAGCUGGACGGCGCGUACGCCUGCGUUUCGUGCGACCCUGUCAACAACACGGUGGCUGUCACGCGCCACAACGCGACGCCACCCGAGCCACCGCGCGUGUACGCCUACGAUGCUGUCUUCGAUACCAGCACUAGCCAGAUGGACAUCUACGUCCAGACGGCAAGCCCGAUCGUGGAGCAGGUGCUGAAGGGCUACAACGGCACGAUCUUCGCGUACGGCCAGACCGGCACCGGGAAGACUUACACCAUGGCCGGCAGCAACACUGCGCCCGAGCUGCGCGGAAUCAUACCCAACUCUUUCGCGCACAUCUUCAGCCACAUCGCCAAGGCCAAUGACGAUGAGAAGUUCCUGGUGUGCGUGACGUACCUGGAGAUCUACAACGAGGAGGUGCGCGACCUGCUGGGCAACAACCCGCACCAGAGCCUCGAGGUCAAAGAGCGGCCAGACAUCGGCGUCUUCGUUAAAGACCUUACUGGCUACGUGGUGCACAACGCGGACGAACUCGAGAAGAUAAUGGGUGUGGGGAACAAGAAUCGGCACAUCGGCGCGACCGCCAUGAACACGGAGAGCUCGCGCUCACACGCCAUCUUCUCCAUCACCGUGGAGAGCAGCAAGCGAGGCGUCGACAACAAGACGCACGUCAAGAUGGGCAAGCUGCACCUGGUCGACUUGGCGGGUUCUGAACGUCAAAGCAAGACGCAAGCAACAGGCACCCGCCUCAAGGAAGCGACCAAGAUCAACCAGUCGCUGUCAGUGUUGGGUAACGUGAUCUCGGCGCUGGUGGACGGCAAGUCGACGCACAUCCCCUACCGCAACUCGAAACUGACGAGACUGCUGCAGGACUCGCUUGGCGGCAACUCCAAGACUGUCAUGAUAGCGACCAUCGGGCCGGCGGACACCAACUAUGUGGAAACUAUCAGCACGCUCCGCUACGCCAACCGAGCUAAGAACAUCGAGAACAAGACCCACGUGAACAGCGAGCCUGGCGACGCGCUGCUGACCCGCUUCCAGCAGGAGAUCGACCAGCUCAAGAAGCAGCUCGAGGAGGCCGCCAAUGAACUAGAAGAAGAAUGUGAAGAGGAGGAGGAAGGCAGCGAGGAGUUGUCUGACGACACGCUGACGGAGCCCGAGGUGGACGACCUCGACCCCGAGGAGAAGAAGCAGCGCCGCCGGCUGCGACGAGAGGAGAAGGAGAAGCUCAACCGUGAGAAGGCUCACCAGGCCCGCAAGGUUCUGGAGGAGAAGAAGGCUGAACUGCAAAGAACCAAGAAACAGCAAGAAGAACUGAAGGACAAACUCCAACGCCUCGAGUCUAAGGUCCUCGUCGGCGGCGAGAACUUGCUAGACAAGGCUGACACCCAGCGGCGCUUGUUGGAGCAAGCGACGCGCGAGCUGGAACAGCGGCGUCUCAUCGAGCUGCGGCUACAAGAACACCUGCAGAAGAAGGAGGCCGAACGUCUCGACCUAGAAGAGCGCUACUCUAGCCUCCAAGAAGAGAACGCAGCUAAGACGAGGAAGCUGAAACGCGCGGUGCAGCUGCUCAACUCCGCGAAGACCGAGCUGGCGGACCAACAGCGGGAGCAGCAGCGGGAGAUGGAAGGCAUCCUGGACAGCGUGCGGGCCCUCAAGAGGGAGAUACAGCUGGCCGACCUCGUGCUCGACUCGUACAUACCCAAGGAGUACCAGGCGCUGAUCUCCCAGUACGUGCACUGGAACGAGCAGCUGGGCGAGUGGCAGGUGAAGUGCGUCGCGUACACCGGGAACAACAUGGCGGCGCCCGCGCAGCAUCCGCCCGCCACACAUGCUAAACAUCCGGAGCCCCCCGACCUGUCGGAGCGCUACCUGUCGUACUCGGCGGUGAGCGGCCGCGCCACGCGCCUCGCGCGCCCGCACACCUCGGCCGUGCCGCGCCCGCACACCGCGCUGCGGCAACGGCAGUAGACGGACUAAGAUACUGCUAAAACGUCACAUUGGAGCGAUGAGAGACUUUCCAAUCGGCGUUACCCCAAAAUACAAUAGAUGGCGUUGUUAAGCUUUUUCUUCGUUUAAACUUCUUUAGUUCAUGGAGGAACAGACAUAUGCAUCUUUUAUCUUUGGGUAUAAAUGAUGACCCUUUUCAUUAACAAUUACAACUUCCAUCCAUUAUUAUUCUGAUCAAAAUAAAGAGAAGCAAUAUUGGUAGCAAUAUCAUUCUAUACUU
Messenger RNA from Pectinophora gossypiella (pink bollworm), 2475 nucleotides. It is a transcript of the gene Klp64D, whose product is annotated as kinesin-like protein KIF3A. Gene Ontology annotation, molecular function: microtubule motor activity; ATP binding; microtubule binding. Bases 261 to 2216 code for a protein of 651 amino acids. Lineage: Eukaryota; Metazoa; Arthropoda; Insecta; Lepidoptera; Gelechiidae. The transcript has 13 exons. The record is from RefSeq and is a predicted model, not a curated record. Gene Ontology annotation, biological process: microtubule-based movement.